AUGGGUUCCGACGCGCCCAAGAAGCAACUCAUUCUCAAUGCCUUCGCCAUGCAAUCGCCCUCGCACCUGAACCCGGGCUUGCACCGCUAUCCUGGCGACCAAGGACACAACUACAAGUCACUGCAAAACUGGGUUAGUAUAGCACAAAAGCUCGAGGCUGCCAAAUUUCAUGCCAUCUUCUUCGCCGACGUCCUGGGCGGAUACGACGUCUACAAGGGGCCUGCAAACCUGGACCCGACGAUUCCCGCGGGCGCGCAAUUCCCGAUCAACGAUCCACUGUACAGUAUCCCGGCCAUGGCCGCAGCCACCCAGAGCAUCGGGUUCGGGGUGACCGCAUCGACGACCUACGACGCGCCGUACGCGUUGGCGCGACGAUUCUCGACGGUCGACCAUCUGAGCAAGGGCCGCGUGGGGUGGAACAUCGUCACAUCGUACUUGGACUCAGCAGCGCGGAAUUUCGGGUUGAACACGCAGGUGGAACAUGACGAGCGGUAUCGAAUUGCCGACGAAUACCUCGACGUCACCUACAAGUUGUGGGAAGCAUCCUGGCGCGACGACGCCGUGAAUGUUCGCGACGGUGUGGUCGGAUACGCCGACCCCAAAGCCGUUCGCCAGAUCAACCACAAGGGAAAAUACUUCGAGGUGCCGGGUCCGCAUCUCUGCGAGCCCAGUCCUCAGCGCACGCCGUUCUUGCUACAGGCGGGCACCUCGACGGCGGGGAAAGCUUUUGCCGCGAAGCAUGCAGAAGCGAUCUUCCUGAACGGACAGAAACCGGAGCUGGUACGGCCGUCGGUGGAUGCUGUGCGACAGCAGGCGAAGGAUCUGGGUCGUGAUCCGUCCGCCAUCAAGGUGGUCGCCGGACUGUUGGUGCUCGUGGCCGAAACGGACGAAGCAGCCUAUACCAAGUUCGCGGAGCUCGCGAAAUACGGCGAUCGCGAGGGCGCGCUUGCUCUCUUCGGUGGCUGGUCAGGGUACGAUCUCUCGAAGUGGGAUGACGAUCAGGACUUCCGUUUCGUGGAGCAGCCCGCGGUUCGCAGCAUGGUCAACCACUGGGCCAGCACGGUGCCGGGCACGGAGGGGAAGAAAUGGGACAAGAAGACUAUCGCAGAGUAUCUCAUCAUGGGAGGCAACGGAGCCAAGAUCAUCGGGAGUGCCACGACGGUGGCGGAUGAACUGGAACGCUGGGUGGAAGUAGCAGAUGUCGAUGGCUUCAACCUGAGCUAUGCCAGUGUACCGGAUACGUUUGACGAUAUCAUCAAGUAUCUCGUCCCCGAACUGCAGAAGCGGGGCAUCUUCCACUCCGACUACUCAGUGCCUGGAGGGACUUUCCGUGAGAACAUGUAUGAGACCAAGGGUCAUGCGAGAUUGCCCGAGUCGCAUCCUGGAGCGAAGUAUUUCUGGAAACAAGGCGAGGAACGGCCGAAGUAUGCGGCGGAGGAAUGA
Molecule: messenger RNA, 1443 nt
Organism: Aspergillus affinis
Lineage: Eukaryota; Fungi; Ascomycota; Eurotiomycetes; Eurotiales; Aspergillaceae
Product: LLM class flavin-dependent oxidoreductase
Exons: 1
Coding region: 1-1443 (480 amino acids)
Molecular function (GO): oxidoreductase activity, acting on paired donors, with incorporation or reduction of molecular oxygen; monooxygenase activity
Source: RefSeq, a predicted model, not a curated record